Molecule: messenger RNA, 2091 nt
Organism: Hevea brasiliensis (rubber tree)
Lineage: Eukaryota; Viridiplantae; Streptophyta; Magnoliopsida; Malpighiales; Euphorbiaceae
Exons: 1
Coding region: 108-1928 (606 amino acids)
Biological process (GO): transmembrane transport
Cellular component (GO): membrane
Molecular function (GO): transmembrane transporter activity
Source: RefSeq, a predicted model, not a curated record
UAUAGAAAUGUAGCCUGAGUAGUUAAGCAAGCAUCUUUCAUGAAAGAAUUCAGGUUUUCUUACUAUUAUUUCUAUAUAAGGGACUCCAACAGCAGAGAGGAAAGAAAAUGACAAUGAGUGAAUUCAGCUUCAGGAAGGAAAUGAAGAGCUUUGGCUUGCAAAUACUUGCCGGUCGAUGGUUUUCGGUGUUUGCUUCACUCCUGAUUAUGUCUGUAAAUGGCACCAGUUAUAUGUAUGGUCUAUAUUCCGGCGAGAUCAAAUCGUCUUUAGGCUAUGAUCAAACUACGCUUAAUACUCUGAGCUUCUUCAAGGAUUUGGGAGGCAAUCUUGGUAUUUCAGCAGGUCUUGCCUAUGAAAUAAUGCCGCCUUGGGUGGUUCUUGUCAUUGGUGCAGUCAUGAACUUUUCUGCAUAUUUCUUGAUAUGGAUAGCAGUUACUGGCCGCAUAGCCAAGCCCCAUGUCUGGCAAAUGUGCCUGUAUAUGUGCCUUGCCACAAAUUCAGCAUCCUAUCCCAAUACUGCAGCUCUAGUCACAUGUGUCAGGAAUUUCCCUGAAAGCAGAGGCAGUGUAAUAGGCCUCCUGAAGGGGCUUAUCGGCCUAAGUGGUGCAAUUUUGACACAAAUUUACCACGCUUUCUAUGGUAAUGACUCCAAGGCUCUUAUCUUGCUAAUUGCUUGGUUUCCAGCCAUUGUUCCACUGGUUUUUCUCCGAACAAUUCGGAUCAAGAAGAUUGUUCGACAAGUGAAGGAGGUUCAAGUUUUCUAUAAUUUCCUCUAUAUUGCACUUGGCCUCGCUGGGUUUGCAAUGAUCAUCAUUAUCAUACAGAACAAGCUCACGUUUACUAGACCUGAGUACAUUGGAAGUGCUUCAAUUGUCAUCCUGCUACUUUUUCUCCCACUUGCAAUUGUUAUUAGAGAAGAAUUCAAUCUCUGGCAAAGCAAGAAACAAGCUCUCAACAACCACUCUCAAUUGAAUGCUGCAGCUGAAAAUCCACCGGUUCUGCAUCCACCACAACCUCCAGAAGCAAAACUGGAGCCACUCUCUUGCUUUAAGAACAUUUUUAGGCAACCAGAUAGAGGUGAGGACUACACUAUACUGCAAGCAAUUUUCAGUAUUGACAUGCUAAUUUUAUUCAUUUCAACAACUUGUGGUGUUGGUGGGGCAUUAGCAGCCAUCGACAAUUUGGGUCAAAUUGCUGAUUCAUUAGGCUACCUAUCUCAUAACAUAGCCACUUUUAUAUCCCUGGUCAGCAUAUGGAACUUCCUUGGAAGAGUCCUAGCAGGUUUUGCCUCAGAAAUAGUCUUGACAAAGUACAAGUUCCCUCGUCCCCUAAUGCUAACAUUUGUGAUCCUCUUCUCUUGUGUUGGGCAUAUUUUAAUUGCUUUUGGGGUGCCUAAUUCUCUUUAUUUCUCAUCAAUCAUUCUUGGGUUCUGCCUUGGAGCACAAUUGCCAUUAGUUUCUGCCACAAUAUCAGAAAUCUUUGGGCUCAAACACUUCUCCACUUUGUAUAGUGUUGGAUCUGUAUCAAGCCCAGUUGGGUCCUAUAUUUUCAAUGUGAAAGUGACUGGUCAUUUAUAUGACAAGGAGGCCUUGAAACAAAUGGAAGCCUUAGGCAUUAAAAGAGAAGCAGGGAAGGAGUUGAAUUGUGAUGGGGUCCAUUGCUUUAGGCUGGCUUUUGUUGUGAUUGCUGUGGCAACCUUUGUGGGGUUUCUUGUUUCAAUUAUUUUGGUGCAUAGGACAAGAAUAUUCUACAAAGGUGAUAUUUACAAGAAGUUUAGGGAGGAGGAAGUAAUAGAGGUAGUGGAGAUUGAUACAGUAUCUAGAAGAACAGGAGUCAUUCAAUUGGAAGAAGCUGCAGGAGCCAAGGAUACUGUGGCUGCUGCCACUGUUUCCACUGCCAUAAAUCACAACCAAAGUAAAAUAAGUUAGAGAAUUUCAUCAUUAAAAGAUUGAUUAUACUUAGAUGGGAAAGGUGAUUUGUGGUUAAUUACAUUUUUAAUUUGUUGAUAGUAGGAUCUAGUAUAUGGAUUGUAUCUCAAAUUUGUAAAUUCAAAUUCCUAUUUAUUGUAGACUCAGAAUAACUAUAUAUAUA